This is a messenger RNA of Lolium perenne, 520 nucleotides long. NCBI's taxonomy places the organism in Eukaryota, Viridiplantae, Streptophyta, Magnoliopsida, Poales, Poaceae. The record is from RefSeq and is a predicted model, not a curated record.
CGAAGGCUUUAUCGAGCCUCCGUCUAAAAAAGCCAAAUCUGAUGCUGCCUCGCCGGUCAUAGUGGCUUCCGAAGCUUCGGCUCCUAAGGCUGCCCCUAUGGCUCAAGCAUCGACUGCUUCUUCCCUUUCCAAAGGGAAAGACGUCUCUCCAACUGCUGCCACCGCGACUCCUCCUUCUGACUUGCGAGACGUUAUUUCCUCUUUGGAGGCCUUCGCCUCCCAAUUCACUUCUUUGGAAGCUGACAAGGCUCGGCUACAAGAGGAAGUCAAAUCUUCCUCCUUGAAAUUGGAUGGCGCAGUCAAGAUAGCUGCUGAGGCUCGCCAAGAGGUUGACUCUCUGAAGGUGGAGCUGGGCAAGCUGAAAGAGAAGUUGAAGGAGGAGGAAGCAUCCAGGCUGGUGGCUGAAGCUCGGGCAGCCGAAAAGGAUGAAGUCCUUCGUCAGUAUUCUUUGGCCUUACUUGAAGCAGCGAAUAUCCCUGCCGAUGCCCUGGACAGAAUUCCAAACAACUCUCCAUCAUAG